Messenger RNA from Pipra filicauda (Wire-tailed manakin), 5508 nucleotides. Its product is annotated as protein eyes shut homolog. The record is from RefSeq and is a predicted model, not a curated record. Gene Ontology annotation, molecular function: calcium ion binding; Notch binding. The transcript has 35 exons. Lineage: Eukaryota; Metazoa; Chordata; Aves; Passeriformes; Pipridae. The annotation marks the transcript as partial. Gene Ontology annotation, biological process: Notch signaling pathway.
UUUAAGGAAAUCAUGUACUUCAAUCAGUAUCAUAAUCCACAUGCACUUUAGUGGUAGACCAGGCUGCCAUGAAAAAUAUUCAAGAACUUUAAGGAACAAGUGUUCUGAAGCUAUCCUCAGUAAUGAAGCAGGUGUGAAAGAUAACUUCCCUUUGCCAGGUAAAAUGAUGACUACAAAAUCAGCAGUUCCCAUGUUAGUGUGCUUUCUUCAACUCUGCGUUGUAAAUGGGCAGGUAAUAUGUGAGAGGCAAAUGACAGCUGAAUGGAGAGUGGAACCAAAACCUACUGUAAUCAAAUGGACACCAAGGGCAAAUGUCUGCUCAGACUUUUACACCGAAUGCUGGAAUAUGAAUAAAAGUAUUACUGGGGAAAUCUUGGGAGGACAAAACCUCAGAAUCCCUCAGAUAUGCCCCUUACAGCUUCAAUUAGGUGAUAGCCUCUUCAUCGCUUCUGAGCCAUCCUUUCAGUCCUAUGGAAUGAAUUUGGUAAACGUCUCCAAGGAAGAAUUUAUUGACUGCCCUAAAGCUGCUUUUCUUCAAGAACAGUUGAUUUUUGUUUGCCAGAUAAGAGGACUGCACCAAGUUGACCCUAACUGGCUUGGUGUUGGAACUCAUUACUUUGCAGAACUUCAUAAGAGAGGCCCCCUAUUGUGCAAUAUGGGCCUUCGUCUGAACGUAACUGUGAAGCAGCAGUUUUGCCAACAGUCUCCAAAUGCACCAUUCUGUUCUGGGCAUGGAAAAUGUCUAAGCCAUGUUUGGGAAAAAGUGUAUAACUGUCAUUGUUUCUCACACUAUUCUGGAACAUUCUGCCAGAAGUUUGAUAUAUGCUCCACCAAACCUUGCCACAACAACGCCUCCUGCACUGAGAAAUCAGAAUUUUCUGGAGAUUCUUACGAGUGCACAUGUUCUCCAAAAUUUUCAGGUAAAAAUUGUACCGAAAUAGUUGGACAGUGCCAGCCAUCUACGUGUUUCAAUGGCAACUGCGUCAAUGUUACUCCAAAUACUUUUCUUUGUAACUGUGACAAGGGCUUUACAGGUUCAUUUUGUGAGAAACCUAGUGAUCUUUGUGAAUCUCAGCCAUGCCUAAAUGAAGGCAUAUGCCAGUAUAAUCGGUCUGGAUAUGUUUGUGUUUGCCCUUCUGGAUUUCUUGGCCACAACUGUGAAAUUGAUAUCAAUGAAUGCUCUUCAAGGCCAUGUCAGAACGGAGGCACAUGUAUUGAUUUGCCAAAUGAUGUGGCAUGUAUCUGUCUGCCAAUAUUUACUGGCAAGUUCUGUGAGAGAAUACUGAACCCGUGUGAAUUAUUGCCUUGUUUAAAUAAUGCAACUUGCAUAGCUCAACAGCAGAACUACAACUGCCGCUGCAUGCCAGGAUUCACUGGAAAGAACUGUGAGGAAGUAAUUGACUACUGCGGCCUGCUCAGCAUCAACUGUCUGAAUGAAGGAUUGUGUCUUAAUAUAAUUGGAGGAUUCACUUGCCUCUGUGCACCUGGAUGGACAGGAGAAUUUUGCCAAUUUGCUGAAAAUGCAUGUUUAGUUUACCCAAAUAGUUGUUCUGAUGGAGCAACUUGCAUGGAUAUGAGCCAACGGAGAGAACAACCUUUGUUUCAGUGUUUGUGUCCUCAUGAUUUCACAGGAGAAUUCUGCGAGUUGCAAAUUGAUAAAUGUGGUUCCAAUUCAUGUGAAAAUGGAGGAACAUGUAUUGCCUAUGAAGAUCAUUUUCAGUGCACUUGCCCUGUAGGUUUUGAAGGUGAAAGAUGUGAACUCGAUAUUGAUGCCUGCCUUUUCAACAAUAUAAGUUGUGCCCCAGGAGCACUGUGUAUGGAUAAAUCUCAUGGAUUUAAUUACACAUGUUUAUCACCAUGUAUUGGAAACACAGAGGUAUGUGCAAACGGAGGUAGUUGCUUCUACGAUGAAGAAAACCAGAGACCUCACUGUGUCUGUGUUCUUGGAUGGACAGGAAAAACAUGCCUAGAGAAUAUUAAUGAGUGUGAGGUAAACCAGUGCCAACAUGGAGCCACAUGUGAAGAUGGAAUUAAUAAAUACAGGUGCAUAUGUCCCCUUGGCUACACUGGCACAUAUUGUGAACUUGAUAUAGACAAUUGCAUUGGAAAUCAGUGCUCUGAAUAUGGAUUCUGCCAGGACCACUUGCAUAAUUACAGCUGUAAUUGUGUGCCCGGAUAUGAAGGUCCCUUCUGUGAAGUUGAAAUUAAUGAAUGUUUAAGUUCACCUUGCAAAAACGGAGCUACUUGUAUGGAUUUAAGUGGCCACUUUUCUUGUCAUUGUACUGCUGGGUUCAAAGGAGAAACGUGUUCUGUUCAUGUGAAUGAAUGUCUAGACAGACCCUGUUGGAAUGGAGGAACCUGUGAAGAGGACAUAAGGGGCUUCAAAUGCAAUUGCCCAUUUGGUUUUUCAGGUCGAUACUGUGAAACAGAAAUGAACGAGUGUGAUUCUGCUCCCUGCUUGAAUGGUGCUGUCUGUCAGAAUGAUGUCAACAGCUAUGAUUGUUUUUGCCCGGAAGGAUUUGAAGGUCUGAACUGUGAAAUCAACUUUGAUGAGUGUGCUUUUGGCUUCUGUAAAAGCAAUUCAACUUGUUUAGAUCUAGUUGCAGACUACAUAUGUGCUUGUCCUCCAGGAUUCACUGACAAAAACUGUUCCACAGAUAUUGAUGAAUGUUCCCUCAAGCCCUGCAAAAAUGGAGGCCAUUGCCAUGAUUUGAUUGGUGAAUUUUACUGUAGCUGUUUGCCAGGUUUUACUGGUCAAUUCUGUGAAGCAGAUGUUGCUGCCUGCCUAUCACAGCCAUGUGGAGCCUCCAGCAUCUGUAAAGAGACAUUGGAUGGCUAUCUUUGUUUCUGUGCACCUGGCUUUAUAGGUCAUAACUGCGAGAUUGAAGUGGAUGAGUGUCUUAGUGGCCCUUGUCACAAUGGAGCUACUUGUGUUGAUCAUCUGAAUGCCUUCAGUUGCAUCUGUCAGGAUGGAUUUGAAGGUACAACUUGUGAAGCAAAUAUAAAUGAAUGCCACUCUUCUCCAUGUUUUCAUAAUGCAUCAUGUGCAGACCUUAUCGGUGGCUAUGAAUGCAUCUGUCUACCUGGCUUUACUGGUGCAAGAUGUGAAACAGAUAUAGAUGAGUGUGCUUCUUUUCCGUGCAAGAAUGGAGCCACCUGCAUUGACCAACCUGGUAAUUAUUUCUGCCAAUGUGUGGCUCCGUUUAAAGAAAUUUAUACAGGUUUGAACUGUGAGUUUAGGCCUUGUGAGGCCAGCAAUCCCUGUGAGAACGGAGCUGUGUGCAUAGAAGAAAUGAAUUUGGACGUUUUUCCCCUUGGAUUCCACUGCCAGUGUGUGAAGGGCUUUGCAGGUCCACGUUGUGAGAUCAAUGUCAAUGAGUGCAGUUCUAACCCUUGCCUCCACGGAUACUGCUAUGACAUUGUCAAUGGCUUUUAUUGUUUAUGCAACCCAGGAUAUGCAGGACUGAAAUGCGACCAAGACAUUGAUGACUGCAUAGUCAAUGCUUGUGAACACAAUUCUACAUGUGUUGAUCUACAUCUGAGAUACCAAUGUGAUUGCUUGCCCGGAUGGGAAGGAACAUUUUGUGAAAAGGAAUCGAAUGAAUGUAAUUCAGAGCCUUGUAAAAACAAUGGCACUUGCACGGAUCUUUUCAACAGCUAUCGAUGCACGUGUACAGCAGGGUGGACAGGACCAGACUGCAGUGAAGAUAUAAAUGAAUGUGAAUCUGAACCAUGCUUGAAUGGAGCCACCUGCUAUGAGUCUGUGAAGCCGGGGCAGUUUGUAUGCAUUUGUCCUCCAUUUUAUACUGGUGAUUUCUGCCACCAGCGCUUCAGUCCUUGUGAGCUGCCUUACAAUCCAUGUAUCAACAAUUCAACCUGUUUGGCACAAGUGGAUGGAAAUCCAAUGUGCAUUUGCAAAACAGGAUUUGAGGGUACUUACUGUGAAGUUAACAGUGAUGAGUGCAUCUCCCAUCCGUGCCAAAAUGAAGGUCUCUGUGUGGAUGGGAUCAACCACUACAGAUGCUCCUGCCAACAUGGCUAUACUGGGACCCUGUGUGAAGUGGAGAUCAAUGAAUGCUUAUCAAGACCCUGCAAAAACAAUGGAACUUGCCUGGAUCUUGUUAACAGAUUCAUCUGUAACUGUGCACCUGGAUACUAUGGGUCUCUGUGUGAGAUGGAUGUAAAUGAGUGUGAAACUUUGCCUUGUUUGCAUGGAGGAAGCUGCAUCAACAGGCUUGGAGGCUAUCUGUGUUUCUGUCUACCUGGAUUCACAGGUGAUAGAUGUGAAGUAAAUAUAGAUGAAUGUAUGUCUUCUCCUUGCCUCAACAAUGGAAGUUGCAUUGAUGGCAUCAGUUCCUAUAGGUGUCACUGUAAGAGAGGUUUCACUGGACAAAACUGUGAGACAAAUGUUAAUGAAUGCUUGCCAGAUCCUUGUCUUCAUGGAAGAUGUAUAGAUCUCAUUGAUGGGUAUCAAUGCUCUUGCGAAGCAGGAUGGACCAGCUCAAGAUGUGAGAUAAAUAUUAAUGAAUGCGAAUCUACUCCCUGCAUUAAUGGAGGUUCUUGUCAAGAUGCAGUCAAUGCCUUUGUUUGUACUUGCCUGAGUGGGUACACUGGCAGGUUUUGUGAAGUCGAUGUUGAUGUUUGCAAUGAGCCUACACUAAACUCAGUUCUGUGUUACAAUGGAGGUGUAUGUGUUGAUGGACCUGGAAGAGCUUUUCACUGCAGGUGUCUUGCUGGAUUUUCUGGACAGUUUUGUGAAAUAGAAGUUAAUGAGUGUAAUUCAUCACCUUGUCUACAUGGCUCAACCUGUGAAGAUCACAUCAAUGGAUACACUUGUAAAUGUACACAAGGAUGGGAAGGCCUCCAUUGUGAGUUGGAUGUUGAUGAGUGCAUAUCCAACCCCUGCAUACAUGGUAUCUGUGUUCAGAAAGAACCUAGCUUUGGUUAUUCCUGUUUUUGCAAGCCAGGAUUUGUGGGACGAAGCUGUGAGCUUAAUUAUAAUGAUUGUCUUAUACAGUCCUGCUCCACUGGGUUUAUUUGUGUUGAUGGAAUAAACAAUAUCACCUGUUUACCUACUAUGCCCCAAAGCAAGAAAACUGUCACUGAAGUGGCCAGAGUGUUUCCUUCUGAAAUUUUAGACAAUGACCUUCCAUCAGCCCUGGCUGUGUCCAUGGAACUUUGGUCUAAACAUGUUUCUCCUGAUUUUCAUACAGGAGAGGUGUCCCAAGAUUUUAGUAAUGCUCGCUAUUAUGGCAAUUCUUACCUGGAAUUUCAAGGCUUACAUUUGAACAUACAAAACUUCAUCCAUCUGCAGUUUAAGACCUGUAAUCCUCAUGGACUCCUCCUAAAUAUUGAACAGAGCCCAGAAGCAAUACAUUUUUUAAUUCGACUUUUCAUCAAUAAUGGUACCUUACAGUACCAGUUUCUAUGUGAUGCGGCAGCAGAAGUCAAAAACAUCACUACCACUGCUAGAGUGGAUGAUGGACACCAGUAUAAUGUGCAAAUUAG